Notodromas monacha is the source of this 255-nucleotide messenger RNA. Lineage: Eukaryota; Metazoa; Arthropoda; Ostracoda; Podocopida; Cyprididae. The record is from the annotation of a GenBank genome assembly.
GUCGAGAACCCGACGAAGCGAGCGAGAACUUCAUACACUUCCGCCCAGUUGGUGGAAUUAGAGAAGGAAUUUCACUUCAACCGGUACUUGUGCAAGCCUAGAAGAUUAGAGAUGGCCGCUGAGCUGGAUUUGACAGAGAGACAAAUUAAAAUUUGGUUUCAAAAUCGACGAAUGAAGUUUAAGAAAGCAGUGCAAUCCGGGAAGUCAUCGCCGAGCACAGGGCUCGUCAACAGCAACAGUCCCCAACCAGCUUCU